AUGGAGGAUACAUCCUUUGACCGGACCACCACCGCCACCCAAGGACAGGAAAUGGAGAAGAAUGCUCCCUCUGAACGGACUACCACCACAACACCCAAAAUGGAGCAAAAAGAUCUUCAUGAGAGUGCUCCUCGGCAUUUGAAAGAUGCAUUCAAGCUUUACAAACAGACUACUUAUACUGCAACCGAAGAUUCUCCUUCUAUUGCUGGUGUUAUCAAGCUAGAAAGUCUACCUGAAGAGGUACGAAACAUAGCUUUUAAGGAUUUUAUGAAAGCGACACCUCCUUCCGAGUUAUCAUUACCCAAAACCUCCCACAGCCAGAAUUUAUUUCCCUCGCCAGACCAUGAGCCGUCCUUACCUAAAUCGCAAUUGGAAGGUUCAUCGUAUGGGUCUGAGGUCAUACCUGGGCUCAUGGUUUUUCCAUCUCUCAUCCCUCCAGAAGUUCAAAAAGAGUUGAUUCGGCGAAUAGUACACCGUGAUCUUCUGGACCCCAAACAUAUGACCAACCUACAUGCCCAUUACGAAGUCGAAUUCCCUCCAUCAGGAACUGCUUCAAGAGAAUCCAUUGUCGCUAGGCCCAAAGAUCCCAUGAUACAUCCAAAAGCAUUAAAUUACCUGGAACUCAUGACAAAAAAGUUACGCUGGAUAACCCUUGGAGGGCAAUAUGAUUGGACAAAUAAAAUAUACCCAGAAGGGGAGCCUCCCAAGUUUCCCAGUGACAUUGCGAAUCUGAUUGAAGGUCUUUUCCCUGAUAUGGAACCACAAGCAGCAAUUGUCAAUUUCUAUUCUCCGAAAGAUACCCUACAAUUACACCGGGAUGGUGCAGAAAGUGUCGAUCGUGGCCUGGUUAGCAUCAGUCUUGGUUGUGAUUGUAUCUUUAUGAUUGCCUUGGACAACCCAAAAGACGAAAAAGACCAUCUUGCCAUUCGUCUCAGAUCUGGAGAUGUACUAUACAUGACGGAAGAGUCGCGCGAACGAAGAAUUAUUAUGGUUGGUAACACAGAUGGAUCUUCCGAAUCACCGUUGCCCGUCAUGGCCCCUUGGGCGGCCGGCGCAGCUCAAUCAAAACAGUCAGAUAUAUUAUGGCAUGUCCAGAACAAACACAAUCUGCACUCGCUCGUCAUUACCGUCUCUCGCAUUAAGAUGUACUGGUACGAGAAAUUCAUCGAGAGAAAUCGACAGCUUCGCCCGAGAGUAAUCAAGUCGGAUUGGCAAAUUAUCGCAAAGAACAAGCGUGAUUUAGUCAAUGGAUUGAUCCCUGAAAACUGGCGCUUAGACUCGAUACCCUCAGUCAUGGAACAAAAAGAUGUAACAGGCGAAUAUAUUCAGCAAUUUCUCUCUAUUCGAGAAAUCGAGAUUACUGAAACGGACGCUGUAGGAAUAGUAAAUAAAACGACAAGUGGCGAAUGGAAAUCACGGGAAGUUUGUGAAGCUUUUUGUCACCGGGCAGCUUUAGCGCAUCAGUUGGUCAAUUGUUUACAUGAAAUAUUCUUUGAUGGCGCCAUUUCAGAAGCACAAAAACUUGACGAUUAUUUUGCCGAGCACAAAAAGCCAGUUGGUCCACUACAUGGGUUACCAGUCAGCUUGAAAGACCAGUUUCAUGUCAAAGGUGUGGAAACCACUAUGGGCUAUGUAGGUUGGAUAGGAACCUUUGAAGGGAAGAAAGGUACGGGAAAAGAGCGAGUGUUUGAGAGCGAAAUGGUCAAAGAGUUACGAAAUCUUGGCGCAAUUAUGUUUUGUAAAACAGCCGUUCCUCAAACGCUUAUGGCGGGCGAGACUGUCAACAAUAUUAUGGGCACGACACAGAAUCCCAAGAACAGAUUAUUAGGACCAGGUGGAAGUUCAGGAGGUGAAGGAGCAUUGAUAGGAUUAAGGGGAAGUCCGGUAGGAUUUGGAACUGAUAUCGGAGGGAGCAUCCGUAUUCCAGCGGCUUUUAAUGGUCUUUAUGGUAUCCGUCCUUCGGCAGGUAGAAUGCCAUAUGAAGGUAUGGCCAACAGUUUGGCUGGACAAAAUACUAUUUUAUCUGUUGUGGGGCCAAUUGCCACUACAGCUCGAUCUUUAAAAUUGGUCAUGAAGAGCAUCCUUAGUGCUCAACCUUGGCUUCAUGAUCCAUUAGUGUGUGAAAUACCAUGGCGUGAUGAACAAGAACAGAUGGUUCUUGAUGCUAUCAAAUAUAAUAAAGGUGGUCAAUUGGCUUUUGGAGUCUUCAAAUGCGAUAGAGGUGUUGCUCCUCAACCUCCUGUGGCUAGAGCUAUUGAUAUUGUGGUUAAUACGGUCAAAAGACUUGGACAUAAGAUUAUUGAAUGGGAACCACCUUCUCAUCAACGAGGAUGUGCUAUAGGAAGUAAAGCAUGGUCAUUCGACGGGGGAAAAGAUGUCCACGAAGCCCUAGCACUUUCCGGUGAACCCAUGAUUCCGCAAAUCCAAAGCCACUACAGCGUUCUCAAACCCCAAAUGACCGGUUUCGACAUCGCAGCCGUCAAUGUCGAAAAGAGAGAAUUUCAGAAAGAAUAUAUGGAAUAUUGGAAUAGUACCGCGGAACUUACUGGUACGGGCAGGCCAGUCGAUGCGGUUAUUACUCCUUUGGCUCCGAUGCCGGCGAAUAUUUCUAUGACAUUUGAUUAUAUUGCAUAUUCUACAUUUGUCAAUCUUCUCGAUUAUAGCGCCGCGAUAUUACCCGUUACGAUGGUGGAUAAGAAUAUUGAUCUUUUUGAUCAUGGAUAUAAACCGUUAAAUGAGGAGGAUGAAAAGGUUUGGAAAUGUUAUGAUCCUGAAAUGUAUGAUGGUGCGCAUGUCUCGGUGCAGAUUGUCGGGAGGAGGUUUCAGGAGGAAAAGGUUAUUGCUAUUACGGGGAUGUUGGGGGAUGCGUUGGGGGAGGUAGUGAGGAAAAUCCCAAAUCAAUUAAAGUUUCUCAUUCUUGCUAUCGUGUGGUUGGUCAAUAUGUCGGAUGUUAAAGAUUAUUUUUACGAUCUUGCAUCGUUUGAUCCAUUUAAGGGUACGGAUUUCGAUGAAGGAAUGAUUGAGCUAAAGGUUGAGAAUGAGGAUCACCAAGAGUUGGUAGGAGAGAAGGGUGAGAUGGAGAUGAUGAAGAAGAUGAAGAUGAUGGAAAAGAUGAUGAAGAUGAAGAUGAUGGAGAAAAUGGAGAAAAUGGAGAAAAUGGAGAAUUUCAAGAAGAUGAUGGAGAUGAAUGAAACGGGGAAGAUGAAGAAGAAGAGGAAGAGGAAGAGCAAGAAGAGUAAUGAUACAAAGAGUCAGCCUGUUGAGGUCCGAAAUGAAGAGACUUCGGGUAAAGAUCCCUUCUACAUUGUAUGA
Sclerotinia sclerotiorum 1980 UF-70 is the source of this 3312-nucleotide messenger RNA. RefSeq lists its product as hypothetical. The coding region runs from base 1 to 3312 and encodes 1103 amino acids. Lineage: Eukaryota; Fungi; Ascomycota; Leotiomycetes; Helotiales; Sclerotiniaceae. The record is from RefSeq and is a predicted model, not a curated record. The transcript is spliced from 12 exons.